UGAGUGGUGAGGGGGCCCACCUGUGCCUAGGCCACCGUGGCCACCUGGCCGCAGACUGAGGGGCAGUUGUUUGACCGACCUUGCCUGGGGUCUAGCUCUCUGUGAUCACGUGGGCGUAUAGGAGCGUGCACCUGACCCUAGGGCAUCAUCUGGGGUGCUGCCGCUUCUGUGACCUGGGCACAGCAGAGAAGACACCCAAACUCUAGGGCACCUGUGAGAUGCCUGGCCUGGGCACCCGAGUCCCAAAGUAUCCACCCAGGAAGGAUGGUGAGCUGUUGAUGAACACCCCAUAGUGACUCCAGUACAAAUGAGGCACAAGGGACAGGAACAGGAGCUAUGGCAUAGAGCAAGGGGACAGAAUGGCAGGGUCCCCACAGCAAACCCUCAGAAAUAGGCACAGGUGAAAAAGGUAGAGCCAAGAGCAUCUUUGUUACCAACACACAGUUGUUCCCAAAUUACCAGUCUUACUAUUUAAGAUGUGACUCUUCUGUUCCCUUCCCCCAACAGCCUUUGCAGCAGAGGAAGACCACAGGAGGGCAAAUGGCUGUUGCCCCUUCUCUACUCCCCGCCCCCACUCCAGGACCAGAGCCCACUCAGAUUCCUGCCACAGAAGCAGACAGCAGGCCAGCUUGUCUUUAGGGGCCUUUGUCUCUGGUGGUUCCUUCUCAAUGUAAUCUCAUUGUACAUUUCAUGACAGCUGGCUGGAUCUCAUCUCAUAUUAACUGGGCUGGGAAAUCUUAUCAGCUGCACCAGAGAAGCCUUAGAAAAGACCAAUCCACCAUGCCUGAAGUCAAAGACCUUUCAGAAGCCUUGCCAGAAACAUCAAUGGACCCCAUCACGGGAGUGGGGGUGGUGGCUUCUAGGAACAGAGCCCCGACAGGCUAUGAUGUAGUUGCACAGACAGCAGAUGGUGUGGAUGCUGACCUCUGGAAAGAUGGCUUAUUUAAAUCCAAGGUUACCAGAUACCUGUGUUUCACAAGAUCAUUUUCCAAAGAAAAUAGUCAUUUAGGGAACGUGUUAGUGGAUAUGAAGCUCAUUGACAUCAAGGACACCCUGCCUGUAGGCUUCAUCCCAAUUCAGGAGACGGUGGACACACAGGAAGUGGCAUUUAGAAAGAAGAGGCUGUGCAUUAAAUUUAUCCCUCGAGAUUCAACUGAAGCUGCCAUCUGUGACAUUCGAAUCAUGGGCCGGACCAAGCAGGCACCUCCCCAGUACACCUUUAUUGGGGAAUUGAACAACAUGGGGAUCUGGUAUCGAAUGGGCAGAGUACCAAGAAACCAUGACUCAUCUCAACCCACAACGCCUUCCCAGUCAUCAGCUGCUUCCACCCCAGCCCCUAGCCUUCCCAGGCACAUCUCUCUAACGCUCCCUGCUACCUUCCGAGGUAGGAACAGCACUCGGACUGACUAUGAGUAUCAGCACUCCAAUUUGUAUGCCAUAUCAGCAAUGGAUGGUGUGCCUUUUAUGAUUUCAGAGAAGUUUUCUUGUGUUCCAGAAAGUAUGCAGCCCUUUGAUCUCUUGGGAAUCACCAUCAAAUCUCUGGCAGAAAUUGAAAAAGAGGUAAGUAAGCUGCCCAAAGCAGGAGCAGGAGGUGGGGUUGGGCUGCCCCUUGCUCACCUCAGGGCCUCUCAUCUCCCAGUAGAGAUUGUUCCAGAAGCAGGAAGGACCUAGUAGUAGUGGCGCCCUUCUGAGAAAACAUUUUUAUUUCACUCAAAUUUAUUUCUUAGAAAAAGAAACUCAGUUUUAAUGUAUUUAUUGCUUCGAGUCAGAUAUGACAGUUGUCUCCUUGUCUUCUCUAAGUCACAAGGUUUUAAGUGACAGAACGAUCGAUUCUGCUUCAUUUCAUAAAAAUGUCUCCGCUUAGACAAGGUGAGGGCAGGGAGGUGGGCCUGGGGUCAACUUUCCUUCUUCCUUCUGUUGUAAUACUUGCCACCAGCAGGGGCUUUGUGAAGUUGCCCAUGUUUCUCACAAUUUAGGGGAAGGGCAGGACACAUGCAGUUGUACUUGGUAAGCGAGGCCCCAUUUGACAGCCUGGUUUGAGAUAGUUUGGAUGUUUGCCUAAUAAAAAGAGAAAGAAAUUCGGGAUUGGAGUACUCUGAAGAAAGAGAGUGGAGAUAAUGGAAUCCGACCAGAGGUCAGAUGUGCCCGUGUUUUCCGUUUUCAUAAGGCAGCAUUAGAGUGUGUGCAUCUUUUUUUAUGUAUAGAAGGUUGUUAAGCAGUCACAUGCUUGCAGCCAGCUCUCCUUGGAGAGGCACAUUUGUCUCAAAGAUGGAAAUGGUAGAACCAUUUCAAUAUUCUCAGUUCCUUUGGGUUUUCUCUUGUGUACCCAGCCCUCAGAAGCAGGUUGCAUUAUUGAAAGAUGGCUGAAAUCAAGGAAAAUUGAAUCAAUGUAGCACAACAAAUUUCUAAACCUGUCAUAGCAAAAACAAGACAAAAAAGUCCCCCUUUGCCUUUGAUUCCUAUAAAUCAUAAAAAGGAACCUGAUUGUCAUAUAUAGUUUUUUUGUGUGUUUUUUUGGCAACUUAGGGGAAAAAUGGCUAGUUACUGCAUCAGAAAUAACACAUGUGCAUAGAAUUUCAUGUCUGCCUUUCACAAAAUCAAGGUAGCCAAGGAAGAUUUGAAGGGCCACCUGCUUGUGAACACCGCCUUUGCUUGGGGUGCUGCCUGGGUGGGAGCUCAGUGAAUCUUUGUGGAAGGCCUUGGAGGGUGGCCUGCUCUGGCUGCAGGGGGCAAAGCUGGUUAAGACGGGCAAAAGGCAUAGUGACAGGCAUCUGAACCAACCAGCUUCACCACUGCCUGGGGGCAAGUCACACCCCCUCUCUGUUUAAAACGGGGACAGCACUAGAGCCCACCUAUCUCGAAGGUUCCUAUGUGCACUAAACGAAGAUGUGUAAAAACCCUGGCAGACAGCGUGUGCUCCAUCACAGGUGGUUAGGUAUUGCUGAGGCGGCGUGUGCAGAGAAAGGGAACAGCCAUUGAAUGUGGAGCUUUCGCUGCCCUCCUGGCCUCCUCUGGCUGGCUUAUCUGUGGGCUGUGACAGCAGCACCGCUUGUUAACCACUUGCUGUGGGGCUGGGAUUCUCAGCCCAAGUUGACUAAGUGAAGGCCAUUCCCCCCCUUUCAUGGUCAGAAAUUAAGGCCCUGAGAGGUGAAGUAACUUGCCCAAGGCAAGACUCAGACCCAACUGUGUUGUGCUUCAAACUCCCUCUGCUAUGACUUGCAGUCAUGGCUUCAUGUCCCCCUAGGGGUACACUUUGACCUGGGUUCUAACCCCACUGGGCCUUCAAGUAUCCAGGUUGGAGUGAAGUGGGUGAGGGUCCCAGUGUAGGGCCAGUGCAUGUGGUAAGAACCACCAUAAGUCUUAAUUCCCUUCCCCACCCUACGUACUAAAGUCUGACCCAAAUAAUGUCUUCCAUUAGAAUGCACUGACUUAGUGUCAGGUGCUGAGAGAUGAGGUGUGGCUCCCCAAGAGGUGGCAGAACCAGGUGUGUAAAGAGGGGCUGUGGAGUCAGCCACCCUGAACUUGAAUCUCAGCUCUGCCACUUAACCUCUUUGAGCCUCAAUUUUCUCUUCUGUAAAAUAGGGAUAAUAAUAUUUGUCCUGUAGGAUUUAUGGGGGGUUAACUGUAAGUGGCUUAAAAUAGUGCCUGCCAUAGUUAACUGCUCAGCUAAUGUUAGGUGCUGCAGUUAUGACCGUUAUUAUCGUUGUUCUCCUUUUCUAUGAGUAAGGAAAUGUGGUGCAGUGGUUAAGAGCUUAGCUGCUAACCAAAAGGUCAGCAGUUCGAAUCCACCAUUCGCUCCUGGGAAACCCUAUGGAGCAGUUCUGCUCUGUCCUGUAGGGUCGCUAUGAGUUGGAAUCAACUCAAUGGCUACAGGUUUUUUUAGAAGGGCAUGUGAGUCAGUGUAAAUCCAUCCCCAUUUCAGCACCCCAGGCUGCCCAGUCACUGGUGGCUGAGUAGCAUCAUCCUAGUGCUCAAAGCCUAGCUUUGUUUUGUGUUUUUAGUGAUGGAUUAAAAAGCACAUCUGUGUUCCCUGUUGAAGGAAAGUAAAGUGGAGUUAAAGAAAAUGUGGGAAAAUGGGGAGUGGUUAGACACAUUAGAAAGGGUCUAAAACCAUAACAAUAUUACCUCAGUCAGGAAUGCUAUGGAGUUUGUCGUUUAAUUUGAGGAUUUAAAAGUUACUUACACUGGCCAUUCAAGUGCGUUUAAUGGCGAUUAGUAUGUUGAUAUUCGUACACUUUGGUGAACGGAUUCCUUCUUUUGCAACAAUGUCAGAAGAUCUUCCUCGCAAAUAAGCCCGACGGUUGCUCCUUUGAGCAACUACACUCGCAUUGCUCACUCGUGUUGGAGACCAGAGGGGGCGCUAUGCCUGCGGCCCACUGGCCUCUGCUCUCAGGAUCCCUGUGCUGGGCCCCCGGAGUGGGCCAGGAGUCCCCUUGGUCCUGAUGGUUUUGUGUUUGCUCCUUUUCAUUCACAAGUCCAGCUGCUGCUUGGUGGGGCAGGAGAGAUGGGCCCUGUGCUUGGGGACGGGCCUGGGAGCCAAGGGAUCCCAGCUAGGAAAUUUGCCUCACUCACUGUAAACCUUUGUAUUUUACACCAUUAAACCAGAACCAAAAAAUAAAAAUACAGUCAGGGAGGCUGCCUUUGGGUUUGGGGGUACAGACACAAGACCCACUUAUCUAUCUCGUCCUUUGUCCCUUCUGCACACCUGAGCCAGUGGGGAGGGCUCAGUGCCUCCUGGGAGGCCGCUUUGUGCUGGGGAAGUCCUUCCUCUCCUUUCCCCCUCGAUGCUCCAUCUACAGAGGAAACUUGGGCCACGAAGUUGAGUGACUUGCCAGAAUCCCACAGCAGCAAGAGAGCCAGCCACUCAGGAUAUCUCAAGCCUAAAAGGGGCAUGUGUGACUGUGGCCUGGCUGAAUAUACAACUGUCCUCAUCCACUACAGGGUAGCCCCAGCUUUAAAAGGAAGUAGAAAUGAAGCUCCUGAAGGCAACAUUUUGUUCUGUUUUACCAUCUCUUGUCUGUCCAGAAUUAGAACCAGUUUGCUCUUACGCCAGCUUUAAUUUUACUUACCCUACCUUGCCGGGGCGGGGGGGGCAGGGGAUGUUUCUGAAUUUAAGCCAGUGCUUCAUUGCCACCAUUUAGCCUCAGGGACAGGUCACCAUAUGAACGAACCCCAUGACCCUGUCUCGUUGAGUAUGGUGGUCCGGGGCAGGAGCAGGACAGCCUGAAGUAAAUGCUAGUCACUAAAAGGAACAAACCAGCAGUCAGCCAAGGAGAGCUGCCCCCUGGUGUCCCUACCCCAGCAAGGACCCACAGUGGACUCGAACAUCCCCAAGCCCAGGAGUUGCCUGGAACAGAUGGAGAGAGACAAGGUGUCACCCCAGUCAUGGGUACACAGAGCACCUCCAGUCCCCCAAAGUCCUGAUAUGAUCAAGGGAGAGUGUGGUACUGAGCCCGGGUAGUCAGAGCAACUUGAAAGCAGGACACGUGCGCUGGCGGUGUGUUGGGCAGCAUGGCACAGAGCACACCCACUGGCCGUUAGUUAACGGGUGUUUAUAGGGUUGUUUGCGGGCCGUGUCAACAGUGGAGGCAACAUAGUUUAGUGGAGAGAGCACAGAUUUUGAGUCUGGAUGCCUGGGGUGGGAUACCAAAUCUGCCACUUGGGUUGGACCCUGGGCAAGUCCCUGAGCUUCCCCACCUUAUGUUCCUCACGUGAUCGCAGGCCUGGUUACCCUGCCCCAGGGCACACAGCUUCACUGCGAGCACCUUGCCAUUGGCGGGCUCCGCUCCAUCGUCACCGCUGGCGCUGCUGCAGCUGCUGUGCUGUGGACAGGGAUUUCCUCAGUAGUCGUGGUAUUUGUAGCACUCAGGUCAAGUUUCAUGAAAGUCACCCAAGAAUGGGCGUAUUUUAAGGUUAAAAUCAAUAUGUAUGCCAUCGAGCAGAUUUUGAAAAAUAAAUCAUUGAAAAGGCAAAACCUCUUACAACUCAGAAAUACUCUUUUGCGGUAUGGUUUGUUGAAAAUGAAUGAAACCACAAUCAAGCUUUCAGGCUCAUCAUUCUCCUACCGCCCAACGGGGGUCACAGCCUCUGUCCUGGCCCCUGUCAUUGGUCCACCCAUGGUUCAGAGUGGGACUUUUCCGUCUUCCCGGGCGCGAGGAAAUUCUUCUGAGAAAGCAAAAUUUUGCUCAUCUCCCCAGGAGGCCAUGAGGAAACAAGGGAGGGAGCUGGCCGGAAGGAGCGAGCAGCUACACAGCGGGAAUGGAAAUGUUUUUUUUCUGGCUCUGCCCCACCCCCAGCCCCAGCCCCCACCCCGCUGUGGGUCUGGACAGCAGCGGGUUUGGCUCUGCAGCAGGGCAGCAAGUGACCCCAUGGACCUGUGUCCCCAAAAAAAGAAGCCCUUAUUAUCCUCCCUGCUGCCUGAACAAAAGCUUCUCUCUGUUCAGGAGCUGGGAAAAGCAUUUCGCAGCCCAGACCCCUGUGAUGAAGCAUCUUCUCUCGGAGUGAGAAGAUAGGCAUAUAAAUAUUCUCCAUCUCUGCCAUUCUUUAUUUCCCUUGUAAGCAGUCGCCCCAUUUCUCCAACUGAUGGAUUCUCCAUCGCAGCCACGGUGGGAGUCCCCGAGCUCUCCAGUCCAGGCAGCAGCUUCUCAAAUAAUCCCUGUGUCUUGGUUACUUCUUCUUGGGGCCUGUUUGUCCUCUUCACCCACCCACUACUCCACCCUACCCUGUGGCCCGUCCACCCCCUCCUCACAGAUCACACCAUCCCUUGUCUCAAAGAGUGACUGGCAGGAGGCUGCGGCCUUGAUUAUGGACUUGAUGCUGCAUGCAUAACCACCUCCAAGCCCUUUAAAAAUCCCAGUUAAGAUUUCUUAUGAUGAAACGGCAUCAGGUAGGUGAGAAAUCCCAAGUGCCUUCCAGUUCUGUAAAAAUCCCACCUGCUGCCCACCUCCCCCUUCCCUUCACUGGGUGCUGCAGUCAAAACAUGGCGCACAGAAGUGCUCAUUAGCCCACCACACUUACUGGUGGAAUGAACCGGCCUCCAUUUUCACUUGACUUUAAAGCUGAAAGACGAGGGAGCGUCUAAUUAGUAAGGGACGAUCUAAUAUUAAUCACUCCCUUAAAAUUGACAAGGGAGGCAGUUCAUUUAACCACUUAAUUGCUACAGGUUUUUAUGGGCUGCUGUUUGCAGACAUAUUUAAUGAAGAAGUUAUAAAUCUAAGGGAGCUUAAAAUUUUAAUUUUAUACCUAAAUAUUUUCCUUGUUCUCAUGUUUGUAGUCAAUUCUCAAGAGUAUAGUCACGUGGGAUGUUCUUUAAAUGAACAUAUUUGCUAACUGGCGUGAUUUCAGUUUUUAAAACAUUGGUUCCAGCAAUUAGGCAUUUUUUUUCAGUUCCCAAAUGACUAGAGAAAUUCGUCUUGAUUAUAAUUGCUCUUAGCCACGCAUAUCUAAUUUGUGUCUUUUUAAGUGUUAAUUAGUAAACAGUUUGAGCUGACAUCUUUAUGUGUUUGUGUGUUGAAAAAUGGGGCUUAUUGCUUAUUUAGCAUGGGGCCGAUUCCGCUAGCAUUUACGUCAUGACUUGGAGGUGAAAUUAAUGAAAACACAUUUGGCAGUGCGAGGUAGAAAGAAAUUUUGAACACAACUUUUGGAGCUCCCGUUUGCAUGAACUUCUGUGGGCUCCUUCAAAUCUAUGAGGUUAGGGUGGGUUUGGGACCUAGAUACUACAGGAAAAAAGUGAGGCAGAAGAUUUUUGUAUCAGUAAUGAAAUGGCAGAGUCCCAAUUUUAUAAAAGCAGAGUGUUCAUAUCCCAGCACAAUUGUUCAUUCUUCCUACUUUUGGAAAGCGUUCGUUAUGCUUAUGAAUGUCAAAGAAUUUCGUGGAGGGAGCUGUUGCAGCAACUUUUGUGGUCCCUUUGCACCAUCUAGUGGUCAGGCCUUAAACUGCAGAAGAAAAAUAAGGUGCCUUCUUUUCUGAGAUUGGGCAUUUUCACCCUGUAAAAUCCCUUUAAUUUCCUUAUUUUUCAGUCAGGAAGCUGAAAUAUUUGGGGAAAAAUUUCUGCCUACAGAAUUUAUGAAAUGAAAAUUAGUUAAAUGAAUAAAAGUUAACCUGUCCUGUUCUCCUUUUUUCAUGUUGCUCAAAGACACAGAGCUGCCAACUAAAAUCCUAGCCCGCUAUCUGGCUGAGUUGAGAUCAGUCCGUAAAGAAACAAAUAAUGAACCAGUUAAAGUGAAAGCCUUUCUGAAAGCACACAUACAGUGGCUUCUUUUGAAAUAUGGGAAGUAGGUCGGAGACCACCACCUCACAGACAGGAGUCUGACCACAGCCAGGACCACAGUUCUCAGGAACCACAUAGCACAGCAAGAACAGCUGGUGUCCCGUAAAUUGUGGAGAACCUUCCGGGCAGUUCAUCAUCUUAAGCAGCUAUACUGCCUAUCAGGAUUGAUUUUUUUUUUUUUUUAAGUAUUUAGGGUUUCCUCCUUGAGUACAAAAGUUGUACAUGUUUAUAAAAAUGCAGCAUUUAGACAAAUACAUAAAGUUAAAGAUGAAAGUCUACUGCAGCCCCACUCCUCAGCUACACACACACGUUCAAACAUGUUAACCGGGCUCACAAUGUACAUUAUGUCCUGUAACUUGCCUCCACACUUGGCAGUCUGUCUUACACACCUUUCCAUGUCGGUUCACACUGACCGCUUCGUUCCUUUCAAUGGUAAUAUGUUGUUCUCAUUUAUGAUUAUGUCAUAAUUUACUUCCAAUCCACUGUUGACUUUUGAGUUGUUUCCAAUUAUUCCUUAUUACGCUGCUACCGUGUAUUUCCUUGUACACGUGUCUUUGCUCCCAUGUGUCUUUCUUUAGAAAAACACGUAUUACCUUUUGCCUUCCAAAAAGGUUGUACCUGUCGCAGCUCCCACCAGUGGUAUGACAGGGCCUGUUUCCCACGUCCUCACUGUAGCGAAGCAUCGCUGGUAUUUUUGGUAUUUCACGUUGUUUAAUUAAUCAUCUUUAACUGUUUUUAAAGUUGAAAUCUUUUCAUAUGCUUAUUGGCCAUUUGUGUCUCUUUUGUGAAUUUCUUCUGUUUGUGUCUUUCGCCCAGUUUUGUUUUGCUUUUUUCCUGUUGGCUUUUUUAGCCUCAUUCAUUUUUAAGAGCUCUUUGUUUUAGUUAUAGCAACUUCUCUAUCAUAGGUCCAAACACACACACACACACACAACUAGUGUCUUUUCACCUUGUUAAUGUGUUUUGCUAUACAAAAGUUUUAAAAUUUUUGUGGGCAAUUUUUUUCUUUAUUUUAAUGUUUUCUUCAUCUUCGUGGCAUACUUAAAAAAAAAAGCCCAUUGUCUUCAAGUCAGUUACUUAGAAGAUUAUGAAAAUAUUCACCCUGAUUCUUCUACCCUUUUAUAUUUUAAUAUAUUAAAAUAGUAACUGUUUUUAGCUGCUUAAUCCAUGUGAAAUUUAUUAGAAUGUAAGAACUAGACCCAGAUUUAUUUUGUCCUAAAGUGCUAGUCAGAUUUUUCAGUAUUUAUUAGAGUUCUUUCUUUAGUGAAUCUUAAAUGCUGCUUUUUCCAUAUAGUUUCAUGUAUAAGUGAUCAGUAGAUAUAUUUCUUGACUCUGUGCUUCUGUAUUGUUCUAUUUUUCUGUUACUGCCAUACUGUUUUGAAUCCUGUAGCUUUUUAAUAAGCUUUAAUAUAUGAUAGGAUUAGUUUCCCCUUGUUAAUCUUUUUUCCCCAAAAUUUUUUAAAACUGUGUUUACAAGAUUAUUUUUCUAGCUGUACUUGAGAAUAUUGGGGAGUGAGAAGGAUCCAAAAAAUCCAUUCUAGAUUUUUAUUGUGAUUACAUUGAGUGUAUCUGGAGAGAGUCUCUCUAUCCAAGAACACGGGAUGCCUCUUGUUUACCCAGGUCAUUCUUUACGUGCCUCAGCAGAGUAGGAUGGUUUCUUUGUAGAGAUCCUACGUUUUUUUUUAGGUUAUUUCUAAGCGUCUUACGUUAUUGUUGCUCUUGGGAGUGGGAUUUCUUCUUCCAUUAUUUUCUGUUGUUUGUAUAUGAUGAAGCUAUUGAUUUUUGCAUAUUGAUUUUAGAGCUGCUUAUCUUACUGACUUCUCUUACUGUUUCUAAUGGUUUUUCCAUUGCUUUUCUUCAGUUUCCCAGGCAGGCAGUUAUGUCAUCUACAAAUACUGAUGCCUGCCUCCUUCCUUGCAGCACUUAUCCCUCUGGCUUUGUGCCUUUGUCUGACACCUUGGCCAGCACUUUCACAUCCCUGGGCCACCUUGUCUUACUCGUGUUUUGAAUGAGAAGUUUCUAGUUUCAAUAUUAACUCAAUCGUGCUGUGUUUUGGUUUGCUGUAUAUAGACAUACCUUUUUAUCAUGUUAAAAAAUUAGUCAUCUAUUCCUAUUUUUCUAAAUGUUUUAAUCAGGAAUGGAUAGUGGCAUUUGAUGAAUGUCUUUUAAUCAUCUAUUGAGAUGAUCAUAUAAUUUUUUCCACAGGCAUAUUAAUACAGUGAAUUAUAUUAAUAAAGUUGCUAAUUCUGAGAGCCGUAGGGCUCCCCCACCUCAGCCCCCUCCCCUGCCCUUUUA
Loxodonta africana (African savanna elephant) is the source of this 10561-nucleotide messenger RNA. It is a transcript of the gene MVB12B, whose product is annotated as multivesicular body subunit 12B. Gene Ontology annotation, biological process: regulation of epidermal growth factor receptor signaling pathway; viral budding; virus maturation. The record is from RefSeq and is a predicted model, not a curated record. The transcript has 9 exons. Lineage: Eukaryota; Metazoa; Chordata; Mammalia; Proboscidea; Elephantidae. Gene Ontology annotation, cellular component: late endosome; ESCRT I complex. Bases 691 to 1671 code for a protein of 326 amino acids.